AUGGUAACUCCCAGACAGACAUUGCUGUAUUUGGUACCUGGCCCUGUGUAUCUGGUAACAGGACAUCCAAUGGUAACUCCCAGACAGACAUUGCUGUAUUUGGUACCUGGCCCUGUGUAUCUGGUAACAGGACAUCCAAUGGUAACUCCUAGACAGACAUUGCUGGAUUUGGUACCUGGCCCUGUGUAUCUGGUAACAGGACAUCCAAUGGUAACUCCCAGACAGACAUUGCUGUAUUUGGUACCUGGUCCUGUGUGUCUGGUAACAGGACAUCCAAUGGUAACUCCCAGACAGACAUUGCUGGAUUUGGUACCUGGCCCUGUGUAUCUGGUAACAGGACAUCCAAUGGUAAUAUCCCAGACAGACAUUGCUGGAUUUGGUACCUGGCCCUGUGUAUCUGGUAACAGGACAUCCAAUGGUAACUCCCAGACAGACAUUGCUGUAUUUGGUACCUGGUCCUGUGUGUCUGGUAACAGGACAUCCAAUGGUAACUCUCAGACAGACAUUGCUGUAUUUGGUACCUGGCCCUGUGUAUCUGGUAACAGGACAUCCAAUGGUAACUCCCAGACAGACAUUGCUGUAUUUGGUACCUGGCCCUGUGUAUCUGGUAACAGGACAUCCAAUGGUAACUCCCAGACAGACAUUGCUGUAUUUGGUACCUGGUCCUGUGUAUCUGGUAACAGGACAUCCAAUGGUAACUCCCAGACAGACAUUGCUGGAUUUGGUACCUGGCCCUGUGUGUCUGGUAACAGGACAUCCAAUGGUAACUCCCAGACAGACAUUGCUGUAUUUGGUACCUGGCCCUGUGUAUCUGGUAACAGGACAUCCAAUGGUAACUCUCAGACAGACAUUGCUGUAUUUGGUACCUGGCCCUGUGUAUCUGGUAACAGGACAUCCAAUGGUAACUCCCAGACAGACAUUGCUGGAUUUGGUACCUGGCCCUGUGUAUCUGGUAACAGGACAUCCAAUGGUAACUCUCAGACAGACAUCGCUGUAUUUGGUACCUGGCCCUGUGUAUCUGGUAACAGGACAUCCAAUGGUAACUCUCAGACAGACAUUGCUGUAUUUGGUACCUGGCCCUGUGUAUCUGGUAACAGGACAUCCAAUGGUAACUCUCAGACAGACAUCGCUGGAUUUGGUACCUGGCCCUGUGUAUCUGGUAACAGGACAUCCAAUGGUAACUCUCAGACAGACAUCGCUGUAUUUGGUACCUGGUCCUGUGUAUCUGGUAACAGGACAUCCAAUGGUAACUCUCAGACAGACAUUGCUGGAUUUGGUACCUGGCCCUGUGUAUCUGGUAACAGGACAUCCAAUGGUAACUCCCAGACAGACAUUGCUGGAUUUGGUACCUGGCCCUGUGUGUCUGGUAACAGGACAUCCAAUGGUAACUCUCAGACAGACAUUGCUGGAUUUGGUACCUGGCCCUGUGUGUCUGGUAACAGGACAUCCAAUGGUAACUCAGAUAUUGCUGUCAGGGACUGGCCAGAACUGGUGGUCCAUGAGGCUUUGUCUGGGGGAGGGUCUGGCUGUGUUAUUAGGGGAGGAUGGUGAUGGGAGAUAACCCCCCACUGAAUUCAUUCAUCCCAUCCUCCUCUGGAGCCACUGGUAACAAAGCGUGAGCUCCCAGACUGUGCUCUCCACUUCACAGAACUCACUUGACAAUCAGCCAAAAGGGGCAGGUUGCAGCUUCCUAUACCUCCCCCUCCUUCUCCAGCAAGCCUUGUGGACUCAGGACUUCACAGACUGCCUGCCUUCUGCUUGCAUUGCUGUACUGGGCACUGGGCUCAUCUCUCUACUAUACUUGGCAUUGCUAUACAGGGCACUGGGCUCAGCUUGUACUUGGCAAUAGUAACUCUGGGCACUGGGCUCACCCCUCUACUAUACUUGACAUUGCUAUACUGGGCACUGGGCUCAGCUUGUACUUCGCACUGCUGUACUGGGCACUUGGUUGGAGAGAGUAUACUCUGGGCAGAGAGAGCCUUCUGUCUGGGGGAGGGAAGGUACAGCGUUUGGAGAUGGACUCUAGGCAGCUGACAAUGUUCUCCUUGCUGGCUGUGCUGAGUUCAUUACAUGGAGCUCUGUGUGAGUUACAGGGUGAGUAGCUCUGGCCAUUGAUACAAUGUAUAUUCUAAUAAGAGAGUAUAGAACUGUAUACACACUUUAUUCUGUAUUGAAAGUAACAGAAACAUGUUUUGGGGGAAUGCUGUUGGUUUCGAUCAUUCUGAUAUGUUAUUGUAAGUUAUAUCAUUGGGGGUUUACAGGGUGUGAAUGAUAGAGCACUGACCAUAUACUCACAUUGUAAAACUAUAACAAGUUUAUUAGAUCGUGUUCUACAUCUGUUAUUUUGGUGUAACAUGUUCUGUCCCAUUGUCACUGUGAAUAAGAUCCCUGGGAGUUCAUUCCUGGCUUUCGUUGGCUUUUGUUUGACAUUUCUCGGAAAAUCAGCCUUUUUACCCACCAUCUGGCAAAGUGUGAAUGUCUGAGACAGACUCACAAUGUCCCUCACAGCCCACAGGGGGUUAAAUAACACUUUCAGUGCCAGAUGGGCUUGUUAAGUGCUCUGACUCUUCAAAGAUUGCCUGCAGUCUCCCCCUUUAAACUCUAAGCCCCUAAAUAUUACACACUGCAAUGUAUUGGCCCCACAAUUUAGUGCUCAGGUGAUUGUUAGGGUCGUUAACCUUUUUAUUUUAAGUGCAAAACGUUGGGUAUCCCUGUUGGCACUCGAAGGGUUAAACCACAGACAGCUCAAGUAUUGGCUAAUCCCAUCAGGACCAGAACCUUCAAAAUCUGUUUAUAUCAAUAAAAUACAGUGUGCUAUUGGUCAGGAAGGGGUUAAUCAGCCCAAAUCUGGUUAAACAAAGAUCUUUCAGUAAUUCAGCUGAUAAAAUAUCUCUAGGCAGAGUGCUAAAACCAUAUCCUUAAAGUUUAAUGAGAAUAUUUUAUUGCUUAGAUUAGGAAUAAUAUUAUUAUUAUAUUUAUUAUUUAUAUACAGUAUAUACCAGUAUGUUCUCACUGAGAAAAUAUUUACAUUAUAAAAACAAAUGUGACAUGAAUAAGUAUCACUGAUAAAAUAAAUACUUUCAAUUACUGUCUGCGGUUUAUUCUGUUUUCUGUUAAAUUUGGAGAAAUGACAGGGAAUGCAUUUGUAUGCGCAAACAAUAGAAAAAAAAAUAAAUAAAAAUAGCUGUUUUGACAUAACUUUUGUAAUUCCACCAUUCUCUGGCACGCUAGUUUAGGGAAUAAUAUAUAUCAAUAUAGGAUAAGGAGUAAAUCUCCAAAUGAAAUAAGGGUUUGACGCAUUUCUGUAUGUUCUUUGGAUUUUGUUUUUAGAAUGUUGUCCUGUGUAUGGCAUAUUAUGCUCUUACAAUGUAUUGUAUACUUCCCCCCAUUUUCCAUUUAGCUGCAUUCAUCUUAAAUGUAUUUAUUUUUCUGUUCCCAUUGCGUAAUAUCAGAUGUGUCUCUCCAUAUUUUAUGAUCUAUAUGGACCUUGACAUCAGUGUUUCACAAAUCGCUGAUAACACGUUUUACUGCAUGCACAUUUAUUGAUAAAAAAAAAUAUCAAUAUUUGUUAUAAAAUAAUAUAAUGCCUCCCAUAGUUUAGAUCACACAAAUUCAGGGUGCACACAGAAAAUUCACACAACAUUGGGGGCCCCCCAGCAGUCCCACAUUUGGAACCCUGUCCUGUAUUAGUGGGUUAUCCUGGUUAUAGUCCUAGUGUUGAACAUCAGACAUUCGUUGAAAAUGGCUUUGAAAAAUGAAGGUAUUUUAUAUACGAAGCAGAUAAAGAGUAGAGUAAAACACCUUUCUAUUAUUUUCAUGGUUACGAAAGAUAUUUUGGUGUGUUCAUUCUUCUCUACCCUCUCAUAUUUUCGCAAAAAUAAAUAAAGAGGUUAAAGAAGGCAAUCAUUCUGAAGGCUUAUUCUGAUAACGAUCCAAUAGUGCUUAUUUGAGAAGAUGCACGUAUUUCCUGACAAGGAUCUGACAAUUAGCCCUGGCACAGCUUGGCUUUUAAUGUAAAUUCUGUGCCAGGCAUCAUUGAUAUAGAAUCCUUAACAUGGUGUCUUGGGAAGAUGGCCUUGCAGAUUACCCAGGAGUGCAGUGGAGCUAAUAUUGUCUGGACUUGUCUCUGCUGCACACCUUGCUGAAACUCAAUGUGAAUUCUUUAAUAGAGUUUCUUUAGGCGAAAUUAAAUGGAACUGUCCCCUAAUAUUUUACUUUUAUUGAUCGUAGAAUGCGCAUCAAACUCAAUGCUGCAUAACCCUUUUAGAUAUUUAAUAUUUAAUUUAAGCUGAAGCCUGAGGCAUAAUGUAUCCAUAGAACUAAAAAGACUCGUCACAUUAGUUUUUUUUUGCAUAUUUUGGAAAAAACCCUGAACGUGAUCUCCCUCUUGGUGAGAUCUCCUGUCUACAGCUCCUGGCGUUUAAUUCGCCAGGAGCUGUGUCAUUGCUGGACUCUCGCGCAUGCGCAACAGUGCAACACUGAGGUCUAUGCAAGGGACCGAGGGAUCCUCUAUGGAUCAACUCUUGCCAUCAGGAAUAAGAUACCCUAUUCACAUAGGCCUUCCUAGCUACAACUCUAGAAACUGACAAAACCUGCGGCACAAACUCAGUCCCCUGUCAAGUUUGUCAGUUUGGGAUUUCAAAACAAAUGUAGGUGUCACCAUUUUGUCCUAUGGUAUCUUUUGAUUGUGUUGGAAUUUUAAUGACAUUGAAAUGAUUAUUAUUAUUAUUGCCAUUUAUUUAGCGCCAACAGAUUCCGUAGCGCUUUAAAAUCUUAUGAAAGGGGGAUGUAACUCUAAAUAGGACAAUUACAAGAAAACUUACAGAAACAAUAGGUUGAAGAGGACCCGGCUCAAACGAGCUUAGAGUCUAUAGGAUUCUGUCGUUCUGAUACUCAAUAGAAAUAUUUAAUUCAUAGAGACGCCUUAAAGGUGAUGUCUCUGUAGGGACCAGUUUGAUUUAAACAUGUUUCAUUGUAUAUAUUGUAUAUAUAUUGGACAUAGUCUUAAAUUAGAGGGACAAAGGUUUAAAAAUAAUAUCAGGAAGUAUUACUUUACUGAGAGGGUAGUGGAUGCAUGGAAUAGCCUUCCAGCUGAAGUGGUAGAGGUUAACACAGUAAAGGAGUUUAAGCAUGCGUGGGAUAGGCAUAAGGCUAUCCUAACUAUAAGAUAAGGCCAGGGACUAAUGAAAGUAUUUAGAAAAUUGGGCAGACUAGAUGGGCCGAAUGGUCCUUAUCUGCCGUCACAUUCUAUGUUUCUAUGUUUCUAUGUAUACACGAGCAGGAAAUAUUACAGAGAAAGUUUGAAAGCAGUUGAUGUUCAUGCAAGCAGUCAGCAGCCAGUGCCUUUCCUGACUAAUUAAGUGCAUUUAUAUUGCACCCAUUCUAGAUAAGAUAAACAGCUCUCCUUCCCAGACCCAGCAAGUCAAGGUUCACACAAUGCAAAACAUUCCACAGCAAUGACAUCAUGUAGCCAACCACUACACUCCUUUUUUGGCCUGAACCUCAAAUAUCCCAGCCCCGGUUAGAGUUGCAGACCCUCUGUGUGUCCUGUGUUUACCAUGCUUUCUGUGCACUCAAGGUAGAAUCGGAUUUCCAGCAUGAGACGUCAAGCUGUGUGAACUUUAUUUUAAAGCAUCUAUUUAUCUGUUAAAGUGCAAGGUUUAUUGCUUCGCAGGAGAUAUUUAAAAACAAAAAAAAAAGAUUUUUCAUUUAUUUAUUUAAAACAAAAAUGAUUGGUGAAGUGUUUUUAUUCAUUUAUAUCCACGGGAGGUGAUCUGGUAAACACACACAAUUUUACACCCAAAAAUAGCAACACCAGUGAAAUAAAUAAAAUAUAGGAAUAAGGGGGUUAUAUUCUUAAAUUCUUGUUUUAGUGCUUUACCUUUGCAAAUGAUACAUAGGAAGAACACAUCACGUGGGUUUACUGCUGAAAGCUGUGCAAUAUACUGUGUAGACAACAGCUUUCCAGAAUAAUACACAGAUAAAAAGAUUAAAAUAGAAAUAUGAUCUGCGUUAUACAGGGUAAUACUGCCAGACCUGCUUCCUCAUACCUCCCAAGUGUCAUAUUUAGUCUCUAUUUUUGGCCCAAAUCCUAUUUUCUAUCCUGGUGUCCCUCUUUUCUAGGAGCCCAUAGUGUUAGUGUGUCUAAGUGUAUAAAAGAGCUCCACAACAAUAGUACCCCCAGUAAUGUGCCUUUAAAAGAACACUAUCGACAUUCAGACCACUUCAGUACAUUGAAGUGGUUUGGGUGUAGUGUCUCUGUUCCCCUUAGUCCUGCAGUGUAAAUCAUUGCAGUUUUACAGAAGCUCCAAUGCUUACCUUGCAGGCCUAAGACUGCCUCUUGUGCCUGUCAAUCAGACAGCCACUAUACGCACUUCCUGAAUCCCAACAGACUCCAGGUACCCUAACUGACACUGGACGUCUUCACGUUUUGCAAUAGUACAUCCAGCGUCAGUGAAAUCCCAGAAGGAAAGCAUUGGCCUAAAGUGCUCCCAGCUGGGAAAGGGGACAUGACUGAGGGAGUCCAGAGGGCACUGUAGUUUUAGGAACGCGGAUUUGUAUUCUUAAAGGAACACUAUAGUCACCGAAACAACUUUAGCUUAAUAAAGCAGUUUUAGUGUAUAGAUCAUGCCUCUCAGGUUUUACUGCUCAAUUCACUGCCAUUUAGGAGUUAAACCACUUUGUUUCUGUUUAUGCAGCCCUUGUCACACCUCCCCUGGCUUUGAUUGACACAGCCUGCAUGAAAAAAAAAAUGGUUUCACUUUCAAUCAGAUGUAAUUUACCUUAAACAAUUUUAUCUCUUGUUUUGUAAAAAUAACUUUAAUCACAGUCAGGAGACUCUUACAGGGUCUAGUAAGCUAUUAAUAUAGCAGGGGAUAAUAACAUCUAAAUUAAAUAGAACUUGCAAUAAAGGAAGGAUAAACAUUAGAUGACUCUUUACAGGAAGUGUUUAGGAAGGCUGUGCAAGUCACUUGCAUAGAAGUGUGACAAGGGUUAAUAAACAAAGUGAUUUAAAUCCUAAAUGGCAGAUAAUUGAGCAUUGAGACUGCAGAGUCCUGAUCUAUACACCAAAAUUGGUUUAUUAAGCUGAAGUUGUUUUGGUGAUAAUAGUGUCCCUUUAGUAUAGAAUCCCUACAAAUUACAAUAAAUGUGUUUAGAAAUCAGUCUGUGUAAAUAAGAUUAAUUGCUCUUGUUCUAAAUUGCAUUUCAUCUGUAUAAAUUGUUAUUAGUAAGUGAUAUUACAUUUCUCAGAACAGACACACCCCUGGUCACACCCCCACUCACCCCUUCUAAAAUUAGUGUCCGUCUUUGUCCAUGAAUUGUUGGGAGGAGUGCAUCCUAUAUAAAAUAAGUUCACUCCAAGCACCUUACUAAAUUGCAUGAUUGAAUAGUUGAUGAAGCACAGAGUACCUCGCUCACUCUUACAUCUGACAGUAAUGUAGAACUGCAAAGAUUUGGAAUAUAAUCGCAGCCGAGAGCUAGCCUCCUGAGCUGUCGAUCAGGCAACCAAAACUCAGUGAAUGCCCUAAGUACAUUUUGCGCAGCACAAGCAUGUCUACUGAUGCGGUUUUGCUGCAUUUACUGUGGACUGUCCUCUGGUGGCCCCAUAAACAAGACACAAGGGAAUGGACCUGAGCUAGCAGGGGUAUCUGGAACUGUUGGGAGGUCUGCAUUUUAAUCUGUUAAAUAUGGAUCUCCAAAUACCAUUUGAUUGCCAGAGCAAGAAGGGUCUGUUUUUUUAAGUCCCCUUUAUUAGAUAUUAUGUAUUUUAUGUUAUCACUGUGUAUUAUCAGAGACAGACAUAUAUCUGAAGACAGUUUGCCAUAAAUGUUUACUCUUGCGAAAUGUCCUUGAGCCAUUAAGUAUAGUCUUUUUAUAUCCUCAAGUAUUUGUCAUGAUAUAUUCAACGACAGUCUGUUUUGUGCUACAUAUUAUCAGGGUUAUUUACAAAAGUGAUAAUUCUACUGAAUUCAAAGUGCAUUUUACAUUUUAGUCCAAAAUAGCUGAAACAUAGCUGUCUUAGAGAUUUUCCCAGCUCGUCUAUUUUGACCUUAAUUCUAAAAUUCACUUUGAAUUCUCACUUUUAGUAAAUAAACCUGAAUGAAUGACAGUAUUCACAAAAGCCACAAAAAGAGUACAGACACAUACAGACAUUGCUUAAUAUCGUACUCCAGCGUUUCUUAAUUUGUGUUCUGCAGAACCUGGGCUUCCACAAGAACCAAAUCAGGGUUCAAGGCAGCCUAUAUCCACUAUCCAGCUACCCCUGCUGCUUCAAGGCAGCCUAUAUUCACUAUCCAGCUACCACUGCUGCUUCAAGGCAGCCUAUAUCCACUAUCCAGCUACCCCUGCUGCUUCGAGGCAGUCUAUAUUCACUAUCCAGCUACCCCUGCUGCUUCAAGGCAGUCUAUAUUCACUAUCCAGCUACCACUGCUGCUUCAAGGCAGCCUAUAUCCACUAUCCAGCUACCCCUGCUGCUUCGAGGCAGUCUAUAUUCACUAUCCAGCUACCCCUGCUGCUUCAAGGCAGUCUAUAUUCACUAUCCAGCUACCACUGCUGCUUCAAGGCAGCCUAUAUCCACUAUCCAGCUACCCCUGCUGCUUCGAGGCAGUCUAUAUUCACUAUCCAGCUACCCCUGCUGCUUCAAGGCAGUCUAUAUUCACUAUCCAGCUACCACUGCUGCUUCAAGGCAGCCUAUAUCCACUAUCCAGCUACCCCUGCUGCUUCGAGGCAGUCUAUAUUCACUAUCCAGCUACCCCUGCUGCUUCAAGGCAGUCUAUAUUCACUAUCCAGCUACCCCUGCUGCUUCAAGGCAGCCUAUAUCCACUAUCCAGCUACCCCUGCUGCUUCAAGGCAGCCUAUAUCCACUAUCCAGCUACCCCUGCUGCUUCAAGGCAGUCUAUAUCCACUAUCCAGCUACCCCUGCUGCUUCAAGGCAGUCUAUAUCCACUAUCCAGCUACCCCUGCUGCUGCAAGGCAGUCUAUAGUCACUAUCCAGCUACCCCUGCUGCUUCAAGGCAGUCUAUAGUCACUAUCCAGCUACCCCUGCUGCUUCAAGGCAGUCUAUAUUCACUAUCCAGCUACCCCUGCUGCUUCAAGGCAGUCUAUAGUCACUAUCCAGCUACCCCUGCUGCUGCAAUGCAGCCUAUAUCCAGUAUCCAGCUACCCAUAAUAAGCAGCCUACCUAAUAAGCCCCAAAGUACUGAAUUAAACUUAGCGUUAAGACACUAAAGAACCAUAGCAAACAGAGAAAAUCUACCCAGGGAAAAAGUUAAAAAACACAGUAGUGCAUCGGCAUCUUUCUUUUUAUCUAAGUUUCUCUUAUACUCGUUACAUUGUAUCCUCUAAGACAUUGCUACUAUCCUUACCACUAGGACUAUUCAUAUCAGCUAUCCUUCUCUGCUAACGAGGUCUUUUUAGACCACGUUACUGCAUGCAGCCAAGAUUAGUCAUUUGGAUAGACCACGUUAUUGUCACUUGGACACAGCAUGCUCAGCGUUUAAUUAUUAUAAGACACUUUGUCACCUAUGGUAACAGAUCAUAGGGCGCCACAAUCACUUGUCUUUACCGGCUUGUCUCUAAAAAGGAGACCAAUUAUAGCCGGAGUAAGAGAUCAGUAUAGUAAAGUUUUACAAUUUAUUCAAGCAUCAAAAAAUAAUAAUACAAUAUAUACACAUAAAUUACCAUCCAAUAAAAAUAGCCUCAAUUGGCUCAGGACCCUUUGGUCAGCAGCUGAAAAAAAUACAAUAUAAAGUGCACACUGCAAAAGAACCAUAAGUAAAGGGGAGUAAAGAUAAAUGGCUAUAAAAAGCCACUAGCAUACACUAUCCCUUCACAAUAUCCACUUGGGAUAAUAGCUGUAGAUCACCCAAAUGGGAAUAGAAAUGGUACAGUAGGAGUCACUAACAAAUAGUUCCCCAAUACAGAGUUAAAGUGCAAAAACAUUCAAAGUGCCAAAUGCAUAUAACAUCAGACUGCUGAUACCAAUAAUGUAGGGUCACCUGUCACUGUGCUCAACGCGUUUCGUCGGGUGUCCGACUUCCUCAGGAGCUUGUGUUUCUGUCCCCAUAUUCCUGCUUUUAAACUUGCCGAUCUUGGCGUCGCAAUUGAUGAUCGCGCAUGUGCGGACCACUGCGAACAUAACGUCAUGAUGUUCGGACGUCGGUACCGAGCAUGCGUGUAUAACCACCGUGGAACGCAACAUAACUUUAUUGGCAAUCUGCACAUUUACACAACUGUGUCAGCAAUAUCAGCACGGCUCAAAAUCAGUGCAAUCUGUGCUUACAUCAGUGACUAAAAAAACAGCUAACAGUCAAAUCUAAACUCAAUUUUAAUAAGCAAAGGUAUGAAUGAUAUUGAAAACCUUUUCUCCAAAGAUCGAAAAGGAUAUGAUAUUAAACUGUUUCCAUAUAUACAAAAAGAAUAUAUUAAAAAAUGUAUUUCAUAGUGUUUAAAAAAUUAGACCUAUAAGUAGAAUGUAUGUAUGAAAAUAGUCCCUUCAUACAUACUACCACCAAAAGAUCACUCAGUGGAGCGCUAAAUAUCAAAUUCUUACCCCUAUUGGAAUAACGUAUAUAUCACUUUAAGGGGCAGACAGCAUAAUAAAAUCUACAACAAGAAAAUACACAUCAUGGUGCAGUAUGCUUGUAAGGUAUGAAUGGAGUGGAAGAAGAUGUAUGUCCAACUCACAUGGUAAAGAGCCUGGAGAUUGGCCAAAUCACAACAGCUGAGGUAUGUUUGGUAAUACCAGACCUUCUCCAGAUAUACAGCUCACAACAUAUGUGGAUAAAAAAGGACAAAAAUCUUAGUGCAAGUAUGUUUAAAAUAAACAAGUGGUCACAUAUAACAGUGCAUGAAUGUGCUCACCUGGAAUAGAGCCAAUUGUACUAGGCUCUAUGUAUAAGCGUGUGGUGCCUUUAAGGGAGGCACUACCCUUCUUUAGAAAAUGCAGGAAGCAGUUGAAGAUCCACUACCAGAUGUAUAAGGUAAAAGUAACUCCAAGGAAGACCACCCCAGAGACUUUUACUUUUUGGUAUCUGUAUAUACAGUUUUACUUUGCUUAAUUGUUUUUUUUUUUUAAAUAAAUUGUUACUUUUACCUUAUACAUCUGGUAGUGGAUCUUCAACUGCUUCCUGCAUUUUCUAAAGAAGGGUAGUGCCUCCCUUAAAGGCACCACACGCUUAUACAUAGAGCCUAGUACAAUUGGCUCUAUUCCAGGUGAGCACAUUCAUGCACUGUUAUAUGUGACCACUUGUUUAUUUUAAACAUACUUGUACUAGGAUUUUUGUCCUUUUUUAUCCACAUAUGUUGUGAGCUGUAUAUCUGGAGAAGGUCUGGUAUUACCAAACAUACCUCAGCUGUUGUGAUUUGAGCCAAUCUCCAGGCUCUUUACCAUGUGAGUUGGACAUACAUCUUCUUCCUCUCCAUUCACACCUUACAAGCAUACUGCACCAUGAUGUGUAUUUUCUUGUUGUAGAUUUUAUUAUGCUGUCUGCCCCUUAAAGUGAUAUAUACGUUAUUCCAAUAGGGGUAAGAAUUUGAUAUUUAGCGCUCCACUGAGUGAUCUUUUGGUGGUAGUACGAUCCACUAAGUUCACUUUUUUUCUUUCACAUUGUGUUUGUGUAGGAUUGGGAUACCUGCAUGCGUGUUUGAGCUGCUGUUCUAUUUAUAUAUUAUUGUUAAGCGCCUAAUUGCACAGAGCACCUUUUCCCUUCAUACAUAACCCGUAUUUAAUAUUGGUAUAAUAAUUACAAUUAUAAUGAUAUACUAUGCUAGACUCCCCCAUUAUACAAUAUACCAUGUUAGACUCCCCCAUGAUAUACUAUGUUAGACUCCCCUUCAUUAUAUAAUAUACUAUGUUAGACUCCCCCAUUAUACAAUAUACUAUGUUAGACUCCCCCAUGAUAUAUGUUAGACUCCCCCAUUAUACAAUAUACUAUGUUAGACUCUCCCAUGAUAUACUAUGUUAGACUCCCCCAUUAUACAAUAUACCAUGUUAGACUCCCCCAUGAUAUACUAUGUUAGACUCCCCCAUUAUACAAUAUACUAUGUUAGACUCCCCCAUGAUAUUCUAUGUUAGACUCCCCCAUUAUACAAUAUACUAUGUUAGACUCUCCCAUUAUACAAUAUACUAUGUUAGACUCCCCCAUGAUAUACUAUGUUAAACUCCCCCAUGAUAUACUAUGUUAGACUACCCCAUUAUACAAUAUACCAUGUUAGACUCCUCCAUGAUAUACUAUAUUAGACUCCCCCAUUAUACAAUAUACUAUGUUAGACUCCCCCAUUAUACAAUAUACUAUGUUAGACUCCCCCAUGAUAUACUAUGUUAGACUCCCCCAUUAUACAAUAUACUAUGUUAGACUCCCCCAUGAUAUAAUAUGUUAGACUCCCCCAUGAUACAAUAUACUAUGUUAGACUCCCCCAUGAUAUACUAUGUUAGACUCCCCCAUGAUAUACUAUGUUAGACUCCCCCAUUAUACAAUAUACUAUGUUAGACUACCCCAUUAUACAAUAUACCAUGUUAGACUCCCCCAUGAUAUACUAUAUUAGACUCCCCCAUUAUACAAUAUACUAUGUUAGACUCCCCCAUGAUAUACUAUGUUAGACUCCCCCAUUAUACAAUAUACUAUGUUAGACUCCCCCAUUAUACAAUAUACUAUGUUAGACUCCCCCAUGAUAUACAAUGUUAGACUCCCCCAUUAUAAUUGUCUUUACUGCAGAGGCUCGCCUGCACAUGCUUUGUUCUGUGUUACCCACUCACCUGGUCUUUGCUUAUACUUUGUCACUUAUAGCUGAGACAGGGCAUGGGUUGAACGCUCCUACUAUACUUGGAGCCUGACUGUAAAUAUAUGGAUGAGAGAUCUGUCUACAUAUACUGGUUCCAUCCACCAGUAUAUACUCCAGAUACUGAUCUCUAUAUAUACCCAUUUAUAGGAUUAUCCUUACCCCAGGUUUUUGUCUUGCACACGGUGGGUUGUGUUCGCACCUUUUUUAUGUGGAUUUGCUUAUAUUAUGUGUAUUUGGUUUUCAAUAGAGUCUAUUACCAGUUAUGACAUUUUAAUAAUAGAGGUAAUUCUAGUAAUAAUAGGUGGGUCCCAUCUAAUUUUUAUUUGGAGACCUAACCUCACUGGUUCUAUGUUUCAAGUGUUAAUAAAUGAAUUUGUUUAAUGUUCUAUUCAUUUGGUUACCUGGAAAUAAUAACUUGUAUCGAGAGGUUUUAAAUCUUACACAGCUAAUGGUUUAUUAAUAUGAUAAAGAGAUUCUAUUUCCGUUUGAGCUCCUGUAAUUUAUCCUCAUAUUAAAUGGUCUCUUGGAAUCCAGCAUCCUGGCAUGCAGACACAAAACAUGAAAUAUUGGCUCCAGAACUACAUUUUGUUCUCUAUUAGACGGAGUCUGCUUUGGAAAUUAAGGGAGGCCAGUAAAGGAAGAAUUAGUCAUUACAUAAACAUGCUGCUGCAGCGGCCACCCGUCACAAUAUAAUGGGUCCAGAGACCAAGAUUUGAGGAAAACACAUUUUCAAGCAGGCGUAUAUUGUAAAGGUUACCUGUGUACAAGGUACAUCACUGCCUCUAUGUGUCUUAGUGACUUAUAGUGAAUAUUAUUUUGUGUCAGAAUCUGAUUUGUAUUUGGUUAUCGGUGUGGUUAUUUAGGGGAGCUUGGCGGGCAUUUUUAGGCUUAUCGGUGAUACAAAAAAAAACGUACAUUUAAAGGGAAUCGAUUUUUGUUUUUUUCUGAGACCUACGCCAUAAUGCCACUGAAAGUGCCCUAUUUAACUCCGGGCAUUGCAGUGAUGCAGAUUAUGGAAUUCAAAGAGACAUUAUAGGCACCCAGACCACUUCAGCUCAUUGAAUUGAAGUGGUUCUGGUGCGGUGUCCCUAUUGCCCUCAGUGCUGCAAUCACUGCAGAUUUACAUCACAUUGCAAUACUAAGGCUGCCUCCAGCGCUUCCGGGAGUUUACCAAACAUCAGGUUUCCUAACUGAUGCUGGACGUUUUCAUGCCCCGCGUGCACAUUAGGUCCUUCCCAAUAGCAAAGCAUUUCUUCAAUGCUUUCCAAUCAGGAUUUCACUGAUGCUGGACGUUCUCAUGCCCUGUUAAUUAAAAACAGCUUGUAGGGCUGCAUGUGCAUGGCGCGGCACAGCGAUUUGUCAUAGUGCUUACUGUAACUCUUUAAGGAGUACACACGCAUGUACGGGACUCUGGAAAAAAUGAUCCAGUGCAUCCACUCUGCUCAUGCUGUAUUUCUUAUCAGAACCCUUUAAAACAUCAUUGGGGGAAACAUGUUGGCCAGGACGUGUUUACCUCUUUUGCACUAUGCCUCCAGUUAGUACUUUGACAGUGUUUACUGCACUAAGUGAAUGAUGAGAAGUCACUUUCUGGGAGGUGACCGCAACAGUUCUGUUUUAAUAGACAAAUAUAGGACAGAUAUUGCAUUACACAAAGGAAGUGUUGGCUGCAAAGGAAGACAGAAUGUGACCAACAUAUUAUUGAAAUAUUACAAACUGAGUAAAACGUGUUCAGUUCAAGCUACCAGUGGGAUGAAUGUGUUAAACCCAUAUAGAGGAACAUACAGAUGCAAUUUUCCUUUUAAAUCGAAAAUAGUUUUGAAGUUUGACGCCAGUUUAAGGAAAAUAGUUUUAGAUCUUUUUCUCAUGCUAGAUGACUGGACGGAGCUGAUUAUGCCCGCGUGUGGGAAAUGAAUAGUUUGGCAGGAAAAGAUAGGCACUUCGUUCCUUUGAAGUCACUUUGAAGAUGGUCCCCUUAUGUUUCCGUUCUCAUGAAACCACUUGUCUAAGGAGAAGCAAACAUUGAGGAACGUGUUAUUAACUAUCUAUUGCUGGGCUGCCUUCACCAUACCUCACUUAAUAUAAUGAUUUGGGGAUCACGUCUUACAGCAGAGCAGACCCCAAGUAAAACUCCCACACAAACACUAUUAAACAAAACUAUGAACAUUAUAUGAAACUUGACUUAAAUGUUUUUAGUUUUUUUCCAUGUGGUUUACCAUCAGCUUUUUAACACAAUUUUUUGAAACUAGAACUAGGGCCAUUUAGGUUGGGGUAUGGGGGGGAGGCUAUGUCCACCCCAUUAUUUCACUGGUUCAACCUUAAUGUAAUGGGGCCUUUCUAGUGACUGGGCAGCUGAUAUAUGUGGCAGGUGGGGCCCCAUAAUCUAAAUAGUAAUUGAGCAGAACACUAUAACGUUAUGUUCUAGUAAUCUAGUUCCGUACAGCACUGUUCCUAAACCUUUUAUGGAGAAGUACCCCUGCGAGUAUCAAUACAAAUCUAUGGAGUAGAAGUACCCCUGCCUCAAAAAGUAAUUUAUUUUGAUAUAAGUUCAAAAUUAAACAUGUAGACAUUGAUAUUUAAGUUAAUCUGAUAUUGGAGAACAAGCCUGAUUAAAGGUAGUAAAUAAUAUUUUUAAAAUAAAUAUGACAUAUUGACAUAUGUAAUCUGAAGUAUAAAAGUCACAAAAUGAGAAUAUAACACACGUAAUAGUUACACACAGAGGGCACUGACACACACACACAUUUCCACCAGAGGAAACUGACAAACACACACAUUUACACACAGAGGCCACUAACACACAUACACUUACAAGCAGAGGACACUGACAUACCCACACACAUUUACACCCAGAAGACACAGACAUACACACACAGUUACACACUGAGGACACCAACACACAUACACUUACAGAGGACACUGACAUACCCACACACAUUUACACUUAGAAGACACUGACACACACACAUUUACACACAGAGGAAACUGAUACAAACACUCAUAGAGACACAUUUUUACUGAUUUGACACACAUUGACACACACAUUAAAUGACACACAGAUUCACUGAUUUAACACAUACUUUCACUGAUUUGACAUACACUGACCCACACACAUUCAGUGACAGACACACACACUCGAUGAUUUGAUACACACACAUUCCCUGAUAGACACACAUUCUAUCACACGCUCACAAAUACUUUUUCUUAUAAUUUAUAUUGAAGUCCACCCAGCCUUCCUACGAUUGGGAGAGCUGGACUGAAUCGUUGUCCAGUGCAGUCUUGUGAAAUCUUUGUGCUCUUCCAGCACGGCUCCCUCUUGCACUGUUUAGUAAUGACGGGGUGGGAUUGACAUCAUCACCCAGCUCCUGGCAUCAUCGCAGGGCGCGAGAGGAAACAGUGCUGGAAGAGCACAGACAUUAGCGCUCCUUUGCCACCGUCCGCCUUCAUUCUCCCCUCUGGACACAGCACAUUCAGGCAGAGUAGGCACCAGUGCCGAGCAGACGUCUCCUGGGGGACCCUAAAGUGGCCAGCCCGCUUUCGAUGUAACCCCUGCUUGUACUAUGAGUACUACAGGUUAAGAACCUAUGCGGUACAGGAAAAGCAAAAACAAAAAUUGCGAAUGAAGAGUUAAGAAAUAGAAACAUUAGUUUCAUUUUCCCUCUUCUUUGUAUGCUUUCUAUAUGCUGUCUGUCAGGUGCAAAGUACAGAGUGUGUAAUAAUGACUGACAGAGAGCUCAGACGGAGGCCCUGAACUGCAGGAUAAAGAGGUGCGGAAUAAUACAUUAAAUGAAUGUACCGAACACCAAAAACACAUUUGUUAAGUAUGUUAAAUAUGUAAAUAUUAAAUUCUGCAAGUAACAGUUCCACUUUAAUUAAUAAAAGCCCCUGGAUUGAUGUGAAAGGAACAAGUCAGGCAGCGAUGGUGGAUAAUUGGCAGUCAUUUAGUUUUUUAUUUUAUUUUUUUUAUUUUUUUUUACUUCAAUUUACAUCUUCUCUGAUUUGCCAGUGGCAGAGGGUGAUGAGCGUUGUACCCAUUGAAUGAUGUAGAUGGGAUAAAUAAGGCUUUGCAAUGUUGCUGUGAUGUGAUGGUGAAUCUGUGGACCUGUUAUUCACAAAUCCCUUUAAAAUAUUAUCAAUGUAAUGUGCUAGCCACAUGACCAAGAAAAUGAAAAAUGUGCUAGCCACAUGUCCAAUAAAAAUAUGUUUGCCACAUGACCAGUAAAAUUAAAAGUGAUUUUAUUGUUAUUCACUGUUAUUUAGUCAUUCUUUCUCCAGUAUGUUUUAACUUAUUUAUCUUUCUGUAUUUUUUUCCAGGUGCUCAUUCAAACAAUUUAACCAUGAAAGGCUUCCACAGUUUUGAUGUUGACAGCGACUUUGACGAAAUCCCACUUGAUGAAUUAUUUGGAUCUGGAGAAGGAUCGGGAACUGUUGCCAUUUCUCGAAGUCUCAGUCCUAAAAAUAUAGACCAGAAAAAUGUAACAAAGGAAGCAGAGCAUUAUCUGUCCAGCGGGUGGAUGACUAUUUUUGUUCCAUCCGUAUACACAUUGGUAUUCCUUAUGGCACUGCCACUGAAUAUAAUGGCAAUCAUCAUUUUCCUUGUCAAGAUGAAGAUCAGAAAGCCGGCAGUGGUCUACAUGCUGAACCUGGCAGCAGCUGAUGUAUUGUUUGCAAGUGUGUUACCGUUCAAAACAGUGUAUUAUUACUCUGGAAACAACUGGAUGUUUGGAGCUGGAAUGUGCCGUAUUGUCACCGCUGCCUUUUACUGUAACAUGUACUGCUCCGUCCUACUCGUGACGUGUAUCAGCGUGGACAGGUUUUUGGCGGUAGUCUUUCCAAUGCAUUCCCUUUCGUGGCGCACUUUGGGCCGAUCUUCGCUGGUCUGUUUUUUAAUAUGGGUGAUUUCCAUAGCAAGCACUGUACCUCUCCUAGUGACCGAGCAAACAAAAUAUAUAGCCCGACUAGACAUCACCACCUGCCAUGAUGUACUCGAUUUGAAAGACCAGCAGAAAUUUUAUGUUUAUUAUUUUACUGCAUUUUGUUUGGUUUUCUUUUUCUUGCCUUUAAUCGUCACCACUGUCUCCUAUAUCGGGAUCAUUAGGAGGCUUAGCUUGUCAAACAUUGAAAACUCAUGCAAGAAAACACGAGCUUUGUUUUUGGCUGUUGUUGUGUUCCUGGUCUUUCUAAUUUGUUUUGGGCCAACCAAUGUCAUCUUCCUAACGCAUUACUUGCUUUCCGCAGACGAGUCUCUGUAUUUUGCCUACAUCCUGUGUGUCUGUGUUAGCAGUAUUAGCUGUUGUCUCGAUCCACUCAUUUAUUACUAUGCGUCUUCUCAAUGUCAGCGAUACGUGUGCAGUUUUCUGUGCUGUAAGAAGCUUCCUGAACCUGGCACCAGUAGUACAGGUCAACUAAUGAGCACUGCGAUGAAGAACGACAAUGGAUCAACAAGUGUCAAAAACAGCAUCUACAGAAAACUUUUGACUUAAAACAUUAUUUAAAUGUUUUUUUUUAUUUCACGCAGGUAUAUAAUCAUUUUUGUAUAGUUUUACCGCUCCGUGCUGGCCUCCUCUGGUCAUGUGACUGUACAAAAUGUCUGGUCUACCUCGAGUAGAUCAUUUUCUACUACACGGUGAGAAGAAGGUACCUUCGCAACAAGCUCAUUUCUACGGGACGUGUUCUUGGGUGAUAAAAAGAAGGAUAGAUGUGUUUCUUUAUUUCAAUACUUCAAUACUUCAAGUUUCUUUUUUUGCAGAUCAGUAAGUUAGUGUGCGUUUUGUUGAUCUGUGUGACAUUACCUAUUGGAAUGUACUAUAACCUUAGACGAGAUAUAUACAUUGUGGAUAAUCCUUAACAUGAAAAACAUUUUGUCCAUAAUAUUUUGUGAAUUGUAAUGGGAGUCUAAAGAGUUCCAUGUUAUACAGUAUGGCAUGUUUAAGUAAAUUAAUUAUUUAUAUCUAAACAUCCAAUAAGCACAGAAUAUUUUGGUCUAUCAAUCACCUGAAUGUGUGUUUGCAAAAAAGUCAUUUUGAGAAUGAGCAGGUUUUGCAGUAUAACAGGAGAUAAGAACAGGACAGUCCCCAGCUGUUGGUUGUAGAUGAAUGCCAUUAGCCAAUGUUCUAUCUUUAAAAAAUGAAGAGUAAAUAGUGGGUUUUUUCUCUCUCUACUUUUAUACCAUAAAUUAUGAUUACAUUAUUUAGUUUAAGUUGAAAUAGUUUAAACUGGUUUUGUCAAGAAUUAAUCAAUCACUAAUUGUCUUUAUCUCCAAACUAAUUGGAGAUCCUUUUCAGAUAAAUAUUAGGUUGAAAACCAGACCUUCCAACUUUAAUAUCAAGUGGGUGGCAGGUGGGCUUCACCAUGACGCAAUCAGAAUCACCGAUAAUGUUCCCGCCCACAAAGGGGCAUCAUGUCAUCCCAGCCUGUACUGCCCGAGGACGACAGUCUACCCUGCUGGGGAUUCACUGAGCACUAACCCUAAGUAACAUACCUCAGUCCUCCCCAACAGAGCUGGACUAUAAGGGGAUCAAGGGGGAAUUAGGGAAAAGGAUACAUUAUUAGAAUUUCAUGUCAUUUUUAGUACACAACUUCCAGUUGCAAACAGCCACUUACUGACUUACUUGAAUAUGUAGAUUUACAUUACAUAGUGCAAUGAUUAAAAAUUAUUCUAAAUAAAUCUAUACCAAUUUUUUUAAAACAACUUCGAAAAAAUUUGUGCUAACUGUAAUCUUUCAUCCCAUAUAUGGUACAAGGUUACAUUGACGCUCCACGCACAUUAAUCACUACUGCUUACCGUAGUGGUGAUGGUGUAAGGAAGCUAUGGGUAAUGUCUCUGCGACUUUUGUUGAAACAAUUUUCAAGGGGGGAUUGAAAAACUUGGGAUCUUCUUGGUACCUCUACUACUAAUUUCUCUUCCUCGUUAUUUCGUCAGAAUAAAACGUUAUUCAGACCUGAUGAGAACGGUUUGACUGCACUCAUAGCUUUCUUGCAUCAUCACCAAUACAAUUAACUGUAGUAAUACAAGUAUUUGUUCUAGAACAAUAAGCUGUGGUUGUUAUGGUGCUUGGAAUAUCCUUUAAAACCAGCGCACAUUUUGACUGCGACCAGUUUUACUGUUUUCUUUAAUUGAUUGGAAACUGUUCAUUCUGAGUUUAUGUUGCAAUCUCAUUGUCAGGCAGUAGAUUCGUUUUCUAACCUGUAAUUAGUUUGGAGAUAAAUGCAAUUAGUGCUUAUUUUAAUUACAUCAUUUUUAGAGAAGACCAGCUUUUAUUAUUUCAGCUAGAACUGUUUAUAUCAUCAUUCUAUAUAUCAAAGGCAGUGAAUCUCAAAAUCUUAUGAAGUAUCAGACUAAUAGCCUCCUACACACAUUCCAGGGUUCCUUGGUGAAUAUUAUUGAAUUAAUGUUUCUGACUGAUAGUUCAAUCUGGUUAAAUUAAAUUAUGGCAGACAAAUACUCAAUGCAUGACUUUAUAUUUCCUGUACUGUGGAAGACUGAAUUGUACAGCACCGAGUACACACAAAGAAUGACUAUAUUGGUUCUACUGAUACAAAAAUCAUCUACAUGAUGACUGCUGAAGUUUUACUUUUUACUGGUUGAUAUAACAGAUAAAGGUCUAGAUCACACGCACACAAAAAAAAGAUAUUUUUGUAUAUAUGUAUAUGUCUGUAUCUUUUCGAGUUUCUAUGCCCAAUAAGGGCCCCUCAAAGUUUAACUUGAGUGAUGCAGGUGAUGAAUAACAGUUGCUGUGAGUCAGACCUCAACGAUACGCUGAAUUGGCUGAAACCACUUGAUGAUUACUGGUGUUAACACGGUCAAGAAGGAGCAGGUUAGGGUAAUUGUGGUGAAGGGUGACUGGUUUCUGAAUUUCUUCUGAAGCUUGAGAUGGUAUUAUGUUCUGUUCAAACACUGUUCCUUAAUAAAUAUUGGUUAUAUGCCACGAUUUUAAGAACAAAUUUGAUAUUUAAAAAUUUUUUUAAUUCUUAUUUCCAAGCAUCUGGCAAGCCAGAAAUAGGUUGCUAUUACAAAUAUUGUAAAGCACAACUCUUACCACACUCAGGCAAACACUGAGACACACACAUAAAAGCACACGUCAUUGGUGGGCUGACUUCCAUUUGGGGGGUGAGUGAGUGUUUUAGAUACACGCACACACAUGCCAUGUGCCCAUUUAUCUCCUACUUGUUUGGACAUUAGUUUAAAGAUUAAUAACCUGUGGUUGGCAUAAUUCCGUUUUACUUUCUCAGUGUUUUGUUCUCCAUCCCAGCUUAUACUUAUAUGACGUAUGAAACAUGGAGGUUCUGCCUCACAGUGUUCUUUCGCCGGCCCAUAAAUGCUUUGUGUUUAACGUACGCUAAUCCUUUCAACUAAAUAUUUCCGUGCGGUAUAGAGUUUCUCCAUCAAUAGAUUUAGAACAAGUUAAAGUCAUAACAUAGAAAUGGAAUCCAGAAACACCGGCUACGCGAACUCACACACAGCUGAGGGCCAGACGGCUGCUUAGAACAUGUUUUCUAUUAGAGAACGCCAAGUGUAUUAGUCAUUGUGUCCGUUUAAUGUAAAUUUUCUUUAAUGUGAUUUAUAUGUACAGUUAAUUCCCUUGUUGAAAUUAGUAUGUGUGAUGUAGGCAGCUGGUUCUUUUUUCAAAUCCUCUUCUGCAAUGUUUGAAAUCCACCCCUGCCAUCCAUCUUCAUUUUUACUUUUAUAGAGCACCAACAUUUUCUGUAGCGCUGUACAGUGGUAUCAAAAUCCACUACUGUGCUCCCUUCCAUUCUAAGCUACAUUCAGAUUACUUGAUUCUCUCACGUCCUUUGGUGUAUUUGACCCUCACCUGCUAGUUUGGGCUGGGCCGUCUUAACCUACUCUUCCUGUAUGUCAAAACAUGUUUUGGUAGAAUUAAACGUUUGUCUUGUUUCCUGUUGUACAGCGCUACAGAAUAUGAUGUUGCUAUAAGUAAUUGUAAUUGUUAGUCUGACAGGGCAGACCUCUUACCAUUCCCUUGUAAAUAUGAUACAUAAAGCUUAGAGUUAGACUGGUAACACGUAAUGUUACAAAGCAAUGUUUACGGAUAUAAAAAUUGCAGUUUUGUCAAAGAUCUAAGAGUUUAGCAGGACUCUCAGAGAAAUGGGACCAAAUUUAACCCCUUAAGGACACAUGACAUGUGUGACAUGUCAUGAUUCCCUUUUAUUCCAGAAGUUUGGUCCUUAAGGGGUUAAAGCAGAUCUAUCACUUCCCUGUUAGUAACAUUUCUUUAUUCCCGCUGUUCAAGCACUUAUCAGAACAGUGCGGCAAGGAUACGUUAAAAACACCCCUCCUGUAGCACCUCCGUCUUGAGGGUGAUAUUAUCAGGACUCAAUGCUUCCUGGACUUUUGUUGGAGAAGAGGGUAUGUGUGCCUAGGCAACCCUUCAUAGUGCCAUGCAUGUGCCCUCGCACAUUGCGUGGCUUGGGUUAAAGGAAUUGACAUGCGCUGGCUGGGCCAAGAGCUGAGAAUAUUAAUGAAAUAGUAGUGUGACCCAAAGCAAACUAGAUUCAAGUAAUAUUUGCUUUUUCUGAUCAGAAUCUAUGGUGUGUAUCUGUGUGUUCGUCUGCCAUCCUUUGUUAUAGAUUUCUUCUGAAAUUAGAUCAUUGACACAAAUGUGUUUGUUCCCAAUGCUAUAAAUGAUCUGUUUUGCACUCUUGAUAACUUGUGUAAAUAUUUUGUGUAUUUUGUAUUAAUUGUAUAUUUAUAUUAUAUGUUUGGCUUUGCAUUGUACAUAUUCUCCUCUUUGCUUUUGUAAUAAAUGUUUGUGUUGCUGGGUGUUAUCUUUCUUUGUGAUUGUUUUAUGUGUUGAGUUUUAGAUUUACGUUGGCCAACAGAAAAG
Molecule: messenger RNA, 22622 nt
Organism: Pelobates cultripes (western spadefoot toad)
Lineage: Eukaryota; Metazoa; Chordata; Amphibia; Anura; Pelobatidae
Source: the annotation of a GenBank genome assembly